Thamnophis sirtalis is the source of this 945-nucleotide messenger RNA. Its product is annotated as olfactory receptor 14A16-like. Gene Ontology annotation, biological process: G protein-coupled receptor signaling pathway. Lineage: Eukaryota; Metazoa; Chordata; Lepidosauria; Squamata; Natricidae. The record is from RefSeq and is a predicted model, not a curated record. Gene Ontology annotation, molecular function: G protein-coupled receptor activity; olfactory receptor activity. Gene Ontology annotation, cellular component: membrane.
AUGGCCAACCAAUCCACUGUGGUGAAAUUCCUUCUGAUGGGAUUUUCUGAUGACUGUGAUGUACAACGUCUACAUUUUGUCAUUUUUCUAUUUAUUUACUUAUUAGCCUUAACUGGAAAUUUACUUAUAAUUGUUGUUGUAUUCCUGAAUCACCACCUGCACACCCCUAUGUAUUUCUUUUUGGCUAACCUGUCCCUAACUGAUAUUUGUUUAAUCACAACCACAGUCCCCAAAUCCAUGGCAGUUUCAUUGACAGAUGACAAAAUAAUUACUGUUCCUGGGUGUGUUGCUCAAGUUUUUUUAAUUGUUAGCUUUACUUGUUCUGAGGUUUCCUUGCUAACUAUUAUGGCUUAUGACCGUUACAUAGCUAUUUGCCAUCCUCUACAAUAUAGUGUCAUCUUGAACUGGGGUGCAUACAAUCAAAUGGCAGUUAUUUCCUGGGUCAGUUCCCUGCUAUAUGGAUCUGUACAAACAGUCAUCACUUUCCAAUUACGCUUCUGUGGACCAAACACAAUUGGGCAAUUUUUCUGUGACAUUCCUCAGUUACAAAAGAUUUCUUGCACAGAUACAAAAGUGAACCAGAUAGUGAUCUGGAUAUUUGGAUUCAUUGUGUCUUCAUUUUGUUCAGGAUUGGUUUUUGCUUCUUAUGUCUAUAUUAUUUCUGCUGUACUGAAAAUUCAAUCAGUUGAAGGAAGAUCCAAAGCAUUCUCGACUUGUAUUCCACACUUGACAGUUUUUUCUUUAUUCAUGUCUACAUGUUUGUUUUCAUACAUGAGGCCAAAAUCUCUUUCUUUUCCCAUUAUAGACUUGCUUUCUGCUGUUUCAUAUACAAUUGUGCCUCCUGUUAUGAAUCCCAUCAUUUAUAGCCUCCGGAACAAGAACAUUCAAGUAGCUGUAUGGAAAAUAACAUCAAAAAGAAACAAACAAACUAAUAAUAAAUCCUAA